Molecule: messenger RNA, 1032 nt
Organism: Letharia lupina
Lineage: Eukaryota; Fungi; Ascomycota; Lecanoromycetes; Lecanorales; Parmeliaceae
Exons: 2
Coding region: 1-1032 (343 amino acids)
Molecular function (GO): oxidoreductase activity, acting on NAD(P)H
Source: RefSeq, a predicted model, not a curated record
AUGCCUACCCAACACGGCAGCCUACCUAGUCGGCAAGCAAGUCAAACCACCGGUCGUAAAAGCCGCGCCCUACACACCACCAGAAGCGCACGAUACCCUUUUGUACUGGGCGGCGACCUGGCUGGUGAAAUUGUCGAGGUCGGGAAAGGGGUUACGCGCUUCCGAAUUGGUGACAGAGUGCUGGGUCACGCUCUGGGGAUGGACGGGGAGCGAAAUCGAUCAAGCGAGGGUGCUUUUCAGCAAUACACGGUUAUCAGAGACAAUAUGGCAGCUUCGAUCCCCGAAUCUCUUUCUUAUGAGAACGCUUGUGUCUUGCCAUUGACUUUAUCUACUGCCGCUACGGGCUUAUUCCAGAAAGACUGUCUCGCAUUGAAGUAUCCUUCCGUACCUCCAAAGCCCAAUGGGGAAGCGCUGCUCGUUUGGGCACGUUCAUCAAGUGUGGGGAGCAAUGCUAUUCAACUCGCGACAGCUGCAGGCUAUGAGGUAUUCACCACUGCUUCUCCCAAGAAUUUCGCGUACGUCGAGAGACUCGGUGCAAGUCAAGUCUUCGAUUAUCGUAGCCCAACCAUCAUCCGAGAUAUUAUCCUCGCGCUCAAAGACAAAACGCUUGCAGGCGUCCUCGCUAUCGGUAACAGCGGAGCUGAAUCCUGUAUCGCUGUCCUCGAGAAAUGCAAAGGCAGAAAGUUUGUUGCUAUGGCGAGUUUCCCUUGGCCGGAAACCCUUCCGGAAGGCUCCGGUCAGACCUUGGCUAUCAUUUCUUUGAUGUUCUCGGUUGUCCGGUGGCAAAUAUUGAUGUGGCUCAAAUCAAAGAUCAAGGGCAUUCCCACCAAAUUCUUCAUUGGGGAGACGCUUCAAAACAACGAGGUCAGUCAUGUGGUGUAUGAGAACUUCUUACCCCAAGCUUUGACGGAAGGGACGUAUGUUACGGCGCCGGAACCCUUCGUCGUUGGCCAUGGUCUUGAGUAUAUUCAGGAGGCAUUUGAUGUCCAGAAGAAAGGCGUGUCGGCGAAGAAGGUAGUUGUGACUUUGUGA